UACGACUUUACUCAAUUCCAACAAGAACGACCAAUCAGAACCGUGUUUUUUUUAUGACGCCCGCCUUUCAACUCUUUCGCGGGAGCGAUCCAGGAAGUACUUCAAUAUCCUUAAGCGACAGAUGAGGAAAAUGAAGCUGUGUAGAGCAGAAUACAAAGUAAUUGCAAAGUAUACUGAACAGCUUCGACCUACAAGGCAGUGUAUGAAGAUGCUGAAGGAAAGAUUCCCCAAUCACUCGCAGUCCACUCUUCUGAGCAUCUUCUCCCAGGAGUACCAGAAAAGAAUGAAAAGAACUCUUGUGAAACAUCAUGCAGAUGUCAUCGAGGACUACUACCAGAGGUACCGUAGUGAAGCCAGCAAACAUCCUUCAGACCCUGUCCUGCUGGAGUUAGCCAAUGAGGUGGACCUGUCCCCGUCUCUGCUGGCUCGUCUGCUGCUAGAGCGCUUUCUGGAGGAGCACAGCGGCUCAGCAUCAUCCAAGCAAGUCCUGAACAGCAUGCUGCGGGAGCCAUCUUUAAUUCCAGAUGUGCAGCUCGCCAUACAUGUGGAACAGUGCACUAUAAAUGACUGCUGUUAUGGACCGCUGGUCGACUGCAUCAAACACUCUAUUGGUCAGGAGCAUGAGGAGAUCCUCCGAGAGAAACUCAGAGAGAAGAACCUGUCUUUUUUAGAUGAGAAUCAGCUACGGGCCAAAGGUUAUGACAAGACCCCUGACAUUAUCCUAGAAGUCCCCAUUGCUGUUGAAGGCCAUAUUGUGCACUGGAUUGAAAGCAAGGCCUCAUUUGGGGAUGAGCAGAGUCAUCGCACUUAUCUAAACGAGCAGUUUUGGAGUUACUGGAACAGGUUUGGCCCGGGUCUGGUCAUCUACUGGUAUGGGUUUAUAACAGAACUAGACUGCCAGCGGGACCGAGGGAUCCUUCUCAAAGACUGUUUCCCCUCAGACAUCGUGACUCUGUGCCACAGUCCAGAUCAGUGCUGACGUUAUAGCUAAGGGUGAUACUGAGGCUGAGGGAGUGGGGGGUCACAGGGCAUUUACUGGUGGAGACGUGAAUCCGGAAGCAAUUUAGCUUUCCUGCUGUGCACAACUACUGGCAAACAUCUGCCCUGAACUCCAGCUGAACUUCCAGGGAUCAUGGACGGAAUCGUACCUCUGUGAAAAAAAAUCACGCCAGGGAGCCUGGAGUCCUGGACCGGACCUGGACCUCCUGGUUCUUCAGGAAGGAGUAGACCUCUUAUCACAACCCUUCUCUACGUCAUUCUGCUUCUACGCAAACUCGUGGCCAGUAAAGAGGUCACCCCUGUUAUCAGCUUUUGUUCUUUACUUUCUCUCUCUGUCUCUGAUAAGGGUGUGGUCACUUCAGGAACUCUGUUUGCUGACCUUUUCUUCCAAUUUUCUUUGGUUUUCAUAGGCUAGAAUAAUGGUGUUAUUCAAGCUUUCUGUUAUUAUUUCUAUAUUUGUAUGUCACAUUUGCCUUAAAAACUAACAAACAAUAAAGUCAAACAAUCUGGAA
Messenger RNA from Silurus meridionalis, 1511 nucleotides. RefSeq names its product CDAN1 interacting nuclease 1 (gene cdin1). Gene Ontology annotation, cellular component: nucleus; cytoplasm. Gene Ontology annotation, biological process: erythrocyte differentiation. NCBI's taxonomy places the organism in Eukaryota, Metazoa, Chordata, Actinopteri, Siluriformes, Siluridae. The transcript has 12 exons. The coding region runs from base 122 to 979 and encodes 285 amino acids. The record is from RefSeq and is a predicted model, not a curated record.